CUAAGAUGGCAGAAAAUUUACGAGAUGAAAAAAAAGAGAAAAAUAAAACACCAGAACAACUAGCCAAAUGUUUUCCAAUUAUGUCAAAAUUCAUCUCACCUCAUUUGUUAUCAUUGAUUACGUGUAAAGGAAUUUUUCCGUAUAAAUGGUUAAAUAAUAAAACAAAAUUUAAUGAGACACAGCUCCCAUCACGUAAAGAUUUUAAUAGUGAUUUAGAUGGGUUUAAUUACUGUGAUCAUAAUUGUAGAAUAAAAAAAUGUGA
Molecule: messenger RNA, 262 nt
Organism: Racocetra persica
Lineage: Eukaryota; Fungi; Glomeromycota; Glomeromycetes; Diversisporales; Gigasporaceae
Source: the annotation of a GenBank genome assembly